Messenger RNA from Ictalurus punctatus (channel catfish), 1132 nucleotides. RefSeq names its product glia maturation factor, gamma (gene gmfg). The record is from RefSeq and is a predicted model, not a curated record. Gene Ontology annotation, cellular component: actin cortical patch. Gene Ontology annotation, biological process: actin filament debranching; negative regulation of Arp2/3 complex-mediated actin nucleation. NCBI's taxonomy places the organism in Eukaryota, Metazoa, Chordata, Actinopteri, Siluriformes, Ictaluridae. Gene Ontology annotation, molecular function: actin binding; Arp2/3 complex binding. The transcript is spliced from 7 exons. The coding region runs from base 142 to 570 and encodes 142 amino acids.
AUUUGUGUUAACGUGAGCGUUAGCGUGAACGUUAGCAUGAGCGUUAACGCCCUCCCUGUACUGCCAGGAUGUCAGCAGCAUCCUGUCACACGGCUGCUGUUAAACGAGGAACUGUGUUAAUCCAAGACGCACUCUGCAACCAUGUCGAGCUCGCUGGUCGUGUGUGAGGUGGAUCCGAGUCUGACGGAGAAGCUGAAGAAGUUUCGCUUUCGGAAGGAGACCACCAACGCCGCCAUACUGAUGAAAAUUGAUAUGGAGAAACAGCUGGUCAUAUUAGAAGAGGAGUAUGAGGACAUUUCUCUGGAUGAUCUGAGGGAAGAGCUUCCCGAGCGCCAGCCUCGGUACAUAGUGUACAGCUACAAGCUCACGCACUCCGACGGCCGAGUGUCCUACCCGCUGUGUUUCAUUUUCUCCAGUCCUGUGGGCUGUAAGCCGGAGCAGCAGAUGAUGUACGCCGGCAGUAAGAACAGGCUCGUCCAAUCUGCUGAGCUCACCAAGGUUUUUGAAAUCCGGAACGCAGACGAUCUCUCCGAGGAGUGGCUGAAAGAGAAACUGUCCUUCUUUCGCUGAACAAUGACGCCACUCGUCAAGUUCAGCGCUCCAUAAAUCUAUCCGUAAAGCGAAGAUCGUUACGUGGGGAAUAAACUCACAGCUCAUCUCAGAUCAGUGGAGAAAAGGCUUCACGUGUUUGAUUUCUAAUUUUUUUUUUUUCAAAUCGACAUUUUGUAGAAUGAAGUGAAGCACAAUGUGAACACGGUACUAGACCUGUUACAGCUAAAAAAAAAAAAAAAAAAAAAAAAGUCAAAACUCCAUGUAUUUUGGUGUUCAUGCGUUCUUUUUUUUUUUGAAACUUUGGAAAUACCGAUUUUUAAUGUGUUUAAUUUCGUUAGUGUCUUACAGCAGAAAAAAAAACCCAAAAGAUGGUCUUGAUAUAAAUACCAGACUAGAUUAUAUUAAACAUACUAUAAACGGAUUGCUAUAUUAAAAGGUUUCACAUUAAAGUACUGCAGUAGCCUGCAAUCCUUUCAUCACAGGUAUGUUGAUAUUAAGGAAGGAACAAAUCACACUGAGUCUAACGUCACACCGGUUGUUUGAAAUGAAUUUAAAGAACAAUAAAAUGUUUUCUCACCAA